Symbiodinium pilosum is the source of this 600-nucleotide messenger RNA. The record is from the annotation of a GenBank genome assembly. NCBI's taxonomy places the organism in Eukaryota, Dinophyceae, Suessiales, Symbiodiniaceae.
AUGGCUUCGCCGCUGCUGUCCGAGGCUGCUGCCACUGCUGAAGGAAUGUCUACCCUGGAGGUUGAGUUUGAGGUCCUGGGCAUGAAGUGCGGGUCCUGCGUCAGCAAGGUAGAGCGUGCUGUGCGUGGCUUGGACCUCAGCGAGCUGAUCGACGUCCGUGUGAAUCUCUUGUCCGAGUCCGCCAGCGUCUCGCUGCGAGCUCCAAAGGAUGGAGACCUGGACGCCCUCGCUGAGAAUAUUCGGCAGGCCAUUGUGGCGAAGGGGCUUCAGGCGACGGUCACAAAAAUGCCAGAGCGUCAACCUCAGACCAUUUCCAACAUUCUCCAGUUGGAAGUGCUCGGCAUGUCCUGCGGAUCUUGCGUAGCCGCUGUGGAGAGGGCCCUGCGGGCCAUGGAUGUGGUUGAAGACGUGUCUGUGAACCUUCUUGCCGAGUCCGCAUCCGUGCGUCUGAAGGUGUCUGCCAAGGAGGCCGUGGAUCGGGUACUGGAAGCAGUGGAAGAUAUCGGCUUUCAGGCGUCUGUGAAGUCUAGAGGCGAAGCCCCUUCUGGGCCUGCCGAAGAGGAGGAGGCGAUCAUCCUCGCGGUUGCCAAUGCAGCAGAG